AUGGUUUAACCCAAGGUGGCAAUAUAACCACGAUAGCCGCUUGCUCACUCCCGCCCCUCCCACCCUGAAUAGGGGAGAGAAUUGAAAAGGAAGGGAGAAACUUGUGGAUUGGGAUAAACACCGUUUAAUAAAAUAACAAAAUAACACUAAUAUGCUACUACUAAUAAUAUAUAAAAAAUGGAAAUAGAAGAUGAGAGAUACUCAAUGCAAUUCCUCAUGAACUCUGUCUGCACAGAGCAGCCAGUCCCAGGAAUAGGCACCCUGGUCCCGAAACAGCCGAUUGUGGAGAAAAGAAGAAAAUGCAGAAAGGCCCAGAGGCCUCUGCAAAACAGCAGGAUGGCAAAAGGCUGAACUAAAGAAAGUCCCAAGCACCUGUCCCCCAAACAGGUCUCUGUCCCGGCUCUGACUGAAGAACCAACGGGAAGGAAGGUGAACAGAACGUAACUGCCUUUUAGGACUUGACUUCUGAUGGGCUGUAUUUUGUCUUGGCGGGAGUUUUUCAAGAUUCAUGCAGUGAAGGAAGAAACAGCUAAUGGCUUCAGAAUCCAUGGUCCCAGAGCAGGCAAAACAACAUCUGACAAAGGGAAAAAGGCAGCAGCAGCAGCAGCAGCAAACUGGGUCUUCCAACAGUGAUGGUGAAGGUGACAUCUUUGUAUUUGAAGCAAAUGAGGCUUGGAAGGAUUUUCACAGUUCUCUUCUUCACUUCUUUGAAGCUGGAGAGCUCUGCGAUGUUACACUGAAGGUUGGUUCAAAGCUCAUCUCCUGCCACAAACUGGUGCUGGCUUGCGUUAUACCUUACUUCAGAGCCAUGUUUCUUUCAGAAAUGGCUGAAGCCAAGCAGACGUUGAUCGAGAUCAAGGACUUUGAUGGUGAUGCGAUAGAAGAUCUGGUGAAGUUUGUGUACUCCUCCCGGCUUACCCUGACGGUGGAUAACGUCCAGCCUCUCCUGUACGCUGCUUGCAUCCUUCAGGUGGAGGUGGUGGCCAAGGCAUGCUGUGAAUACAUGAAACUGCACUUCCACCCCUCCAACUGCCUGGCGGUCAGGGCAUUUGCAGAGAGUCACAACCGCAUUGACUUGAUGGACAUGGCCGAUCAGUAUGCUUGUGAGCACUUUACCGAGGUGGUGGAGUGCGAAGACUUUGUGAACGUGUCACCGCAACACCUCCAUAAACUCCUGUCCUCCAGUGACCUGAAUAUAGAAAAUGAAAAGCAGGUUUACAAUGCUGCUAUCAAGUGGUUGCUGGCCAAUCCGCAGCAUCACGCUACGUGGCUGGAUGAAAUACUUGCGCAGGUACGGCUGCCUCUCUUGCCCGUAUGUUUCCUUAUGGGUGUUGUGGCAAAGGAAGAGAUUGUCAAGCAGAAUCUAAAAUGUAGGGAUUUGCUGGAUGAAGCAAGAAACUACCACCUUCACCUGAGCAGCAGGGCAGUGCCAGACUUUGAGUACUCCAUUCGCACAACACCAAGGAAGCAGACUGCUGGUGUGCUGUUCUGUGUCGGUGGCAGAGGUGGAUCGGGUGACCCAUUUCGCAGCAUCGAAUGUUACUCCAUCAGUAAGAACAACUGGUUCUUCGGCCCCGAAAUGAACAGCAGGAGAAGGCAUGUGGGUGUGAUCUCUGUGGGAGGUAAAGUCUACGCAGUAGGUGGACAUGAUGGAAAUGAACACUUAGGAAGCAUGGAAGUAUUUGAUCCUCUCACUAACAAGUGGAUGAUGAAGGCAUCAAUGAACACAAAGAGGAGAGGAAUUGCUCUUGCCUCCCUUGGUGGCCCUAUUUACGCGAUAGGAGGUUUAGAUGACAACACUUGCUUCAGUGAUGUGGAACGAUACGACACUGAGUCUGACCGAUGGAGCGCAGUUGCCUCGAUGAACACUCCCAGGGGAGGAGUUGGCUCCGUAGCCCUCGUGAACCACGUUUACGCUGUGGGUGGCAAUGACGGCGUAGCGUCUCUUUCCAGCGUGGAGAAAUAUGAUCCCCACUUGGAUAAGUGGAUCGAAGUGAAAGAGAUGGGUCAGCGAAGAGCUGGCAACGGUGUCAGCGAGCUCCACGGCUGCUUGUACGUUGUGGGUGGCUUUGAUGACAACUCUCCCCUGAGCUCGGUGGAGCGGUUUGACCCACGCAGUAACAAAUGGGAAUACGUGGCGGAGCUGACAACGCCGAGGGGCGGCGUUGGCAUAGCGACACUGAUGGGUAAAAUCUUUGCAGUUGGAGGUCACAACGGCAACGCGUACCUGAAUACAGUAGAAGCAUUUGAUCCCAUAGCGAAUAGGUGGGAGCUGGUGGGCUCGGUGUCGCACUGCAGGGCAGGGGCAGGCGUGGCCGUGUGCUCCUGUCUCAGCAGCCAGAUCCGCGAUGUGGGCCAGGGAUCCAGCAACGUUGUUGACUGCAUGUGAGCUCUGCUGCCGCCCUAAACGCCAGAGGAACGGGAGCAGGGAGGCACUGCUGGGCUUUGGAACACCGUGUUCUCUAUGGUGGGUUAAGAAAUAAAACCAAUACAUUUUCUCUGUGGAAACAUGGAAUAAAAGUGUGACUCACAGAAGAAAACCUGCCAAGAGCUGCAAUCAUCCCAUUUUUGAGAAUUUGGCAUUUCAGAACCACUUGAGGCAGCUGUUACAGGGACUCAUUAUUGAACUGUAAGCUGGGCAUGGGGUGAGGAGAGAGAACAGCAGUUUGUGCUUCUGAGCCUUACCCAACAGCCCUGCGCUGUGUUUUCUGGAGGACUGGAAUGCCAUUUAAUAUAACUUAUUUCCAGGAAAUUAGUCUUAAACAUUUCCUAAUUGUACAAGAGCUUUGUAACACAAAGUCUCUCAAGUUUGAGAAGGUAACGACAUCCCUGUUGCACACGAAGGUGACUGGAGCAGAGAAGUUCACUGCCCACCUCCCAGAGGACUGCUGGUGGCAACAGAAAUUGCAGGUACUCAGUCUGAACAUGUCUAAGUACUUUUUCAAGCUAAUAGACUUGUUAGAAAGCUGAAAAGAUUCUUGACCUGAGUUUAGCCACUGGAAUACUGGAAUUCUCAAGUCUUCGAUAAAAUUUGUAGUAAUUACUCCCCCCUCAAAAGGCAAUUUUCUGUUCAGAGAUCAUUCCUGAAGUAACCAGAGUAAUUUGUCCUACUUUGAGAUGAUAGUGUGUGAGAAUGUAGGCUUCAGUGCUGCCCAAAUCACCGUUUUUAUAUGAAGUGUAAACACACAAUAAAAGUUGCAGUAUUCUGUAAAAACCUUUAAAUACAGCUCUAGGAGAUGAAAUGUCCAAUUUCAGUAUCCAGUAGCAACUCCAUGGUAAUUCUAGAGGCUCUUUUAAGAUAUUGAAGCCAACAGGCAGAUGACUUAAAGCUUACAUAAACCAAAGAGAACCAGCAACAGAAUGAAUUGGAAAUAAACCAGUACUUACAUCAAAAAUUGAAGCGGGAACUUGACAGUGCUGCGUACAAAGGUGUCAUUACCCAGUCAGAAAGCCCGAAUUCCAAGUCCUGUCCAGGUGGAAAGACGGCAGAUUCCUGUCCCUGCAACAGCUCGAACAGACCAACGACUGACAAUCCUUUGUGACCAAAGUCUCACAUUACCAGGUUAUUCAAGUGACCCGGGAGAGCAGCAAAAUUCUCUGCAUUCCGUACGAGGGAACGGGCAGGGCAGUACAAGCAUAAAGCACAGUCAUGUUUUACUGUUGAGUUACCACUGUUUAGCUUUUCUUUUUCAAAUGGCUCGCGCUUGGGUCGCACCCAGGUGCAUUCAUGAAGUGAAUGGUACUGUAAAUAAUGAAAUACUGCAAUAAAACAUUUGUACUUCAAA
Columba livia (rock pigeon) is the source of this 3785-nucleotide messenger RNA. It is a transcript of the gene KLHL8, whose product is annotated as kelch like family member 8. The transcript is spliced from 10 exons. Gene Ontology annotation, molecular function: protein binding. NCBI's taxonomy places the organism in Eukaryota, Metazoa, Chordata, Aves, Columbiformes, Columbidae. Bases 533 to 2389 code for a protein of 618 amino acids. The record is from RefSeq and is a predicted model, not a curated record.